AUCAGAGAAGUCCCAAACGCAAAGUACAAAUUAUUUUCUGCGUUGUAAAUAAAAUUGAUAAGCAAUGACAGCUUCGUAAUUUACGAAUGUAUGUUAAAACUAAGUCGUGAAUAAAGUUAUGGAAUCCAUUCCCGUUUCCAGAAAACGUAUUAGGAAUCGAAAGAGAAAGCGACACGGAAAAACCAAACGCCUUCAGCACGAUCGAUUCAAAGUUGAGGUUAGGUCUGCGAAACGUCAAAAAGUUUUUGCUGGUUGCAGUGUUUAUGUUGCAAAGGAUAAAUUAGUAGGGAAAGCAAUGGAAGCCAAAGCUUUUUGGGAAAAUUACACGACCGCUCAGCAGUGGCAACAAACGCACAACGUAAUAUGGUGGAGAACCCGUUGCCAGUCAUUGGAACAUGAAAAUGAGCUCUUGCGGGAUACAGUGAGACAUCUUGCACGAACGAGACAAUGCCACUGUCAGCGAAAAGGCCAAGUUCCAAAUGAAGUUCACAAUCAGAGCGAAGCCGCAAAUAAAUUCCAGAAUGAAGCUAGGAAUCAUUUUAAGAACGAAGCUAGAAAUCAGUUUCAGAAUGAAACUAGGACUCAGUUCCAGAAUGAAGCCCAGAAUCAAUUCCAGAACAGAGCCUGGACUGGAUUCCACACAGACGCCCAAAGAAAUAUUGAAGCAAAAGUGGAGGAUGAACCAGCUUCGGACGAUGAAAGUCUAGAGUUUGAAUUAAACGAUGGUAUGAUGGAUUUUCUGAAGCAGAGUAUGCAACACAAGCUAGAACUUAAACAGAAACGAGAGGAAGAGGCCUCGGAAGAAGAGGAAGAAGUUCCUUUAGAAGGAGGAGCUGCCUGGUUGAAGGAAAGAACCGAGAACGCCAAACUUUUAUAUGGAGAGGCCAGUCCAAGAAUUUUAGGGAUGGAGACUGCUUUGCAAACGACGAUUGAUAGGCAUAAAGAUAAAGCCAGACCUCAGUACUGGCCGAAUAUACCUCUGAAACUGUGAUUUGCUUUUCCUCCUUGCAAGAUUUCUUUUCAAUGUAUUAUCCUUUUUAUAAGAAAGCAUUAUUUUCUAAAA
This is a messenger RNA of Belonocnema kinseyi, 1063 nucleotides long. RefSeq names its product gem-associated protein 8-like. The record is from RefSeq and is a predicted model, not a curated record. Lineage: Eukaryota; Metazoa; Arthropoda; Insecta; Hymenoptera; Cynipidae. The transcript has 2 exons. Gene Ontology annotation, biological process: spliceosomal snRNP assembly. The coding region runs from base 119 to 991 and encodes 290 amino acids. Gene Ontology annotation, cellular component: SMN complex.